Messenger RNA from Oncorhynchus gorbuscha (pink salmon), 1953 nucleotides. Its product is annotated as Fc receptor-like A. The record is from RefSeq and is a predicted model, not a curated record. Gene Ontology annotation, molecular function: transmembrane signaling receptor activity. The transcript has 7 exons. NCBI's taxonomy places the organism in Eukaryota, Metazoa, Chordata, Actinopteri, Salmoniformes, Salmonidae. Bases 703 to 1782 code for a protein of 359 amino acids. Gene Ontology annotation, biological process: cell surface receptor signaling pathway.
GGUUGAAUUAAUUUUGUUGACUUGCUAACGUUGGCUAGUUAGUUAUCCAACAGUUUUGUUCAAGUCGCUGUGCUUAACGUUAGUUAACUAGCAACCAUUCGUAGUUAGCUACUGUAACUUAGCAAAACAACAGUUAGCGAGCUAACUAAUCGAUAGCUAGGUAACCAACUCACAUCGAUUUUCAAAAAAAUUAACGUAUCACCCAACGGCGCUUUUUGCUAGCUAUAUAACCAACAAUUUUCUAAACUGGACAGCUAGCUAGCUACACCGUUGGCUACUAAGCAUACCCCGUAGUUAGCUACAAGCACUCCGCCAUUACACAUUAACUAGCUAGCUUUGUGCUGCUCGGUCAGUGUUGGGCAAGUCUGUGGUCAAAUGCACCGUGAUAACGCAACGUUCUCUCAACUCACCCGCCGUUUUGCGUUCCACUAAAUGACAUCAAUCUUCUAUUUGGUUGAAUUUCUCUUUGCGUAAAAACACUAACGUUAAUACUGACUCCGCCAGACUUUCAAUAUUGUCCAGACAGUGGAGUACUGCAAGAGCUUUCACUCUAUGCGAUAUCGUUCCCACUUCCUGUUUUGGGGGGAAAGGACCGGUGCUGUGUUGAAUUCUGCUUCCCUCACACAGAUUAUUUUCUUCAAUCAUGUGCGACGCUAGGGGACGCAGUGAGCGGGACGCAGCGUCUCACCAGAUGAUACAGUCAUGUGGCUGCCUGCUAUCAUCGUUUUCCUGCCACCCCAGGAGAGUGUUGCGGUUAUAAACCAGAUCAAUCUCGGUUCAGGUUUCCCAAAUGAAACCCCACAGCUUGGUCUACGUCUUCAGACAUUUUACAAGCAGGAUUCUGAGGUGAUGAUGCCAGAGCCAGUGUUGAGUACACUGGUGGUCUAUCCAUCAUCAGAGUUCACAGAGGUUCUACUGAUGCCGACUCUGACCGUGGAGCCUUCAGGACGACAGGUGUACACUGAGGACACAAUCACCUUGGCAUGUCAGUUACCUGGCCACUCUGGGCUGGGCUGGCAGUUCUACUGGCACAAAGACAGGCAGGACACUGGCCCUGUGGAGCAGAUGUGGGGCAGUGGUGGAGGUGGGGCGGUCUACCAAAUGUGGCGUGCCUCUGUCACACACACAGGCCAGUACUGGUGCAGAGCAGGGAGAGGACAGCCAGUCUUCUACACCCAAUACAGCCAGGCAGUCUCUGUUAAUGUCAUUGAGCUCUUCACAUCAGUGACUUUGUCAGCAUUUCCUUCGACCGUGGUCAAAGAGGGCGGGGCUUUCAACCUCACCUGUGAGGCCCAGCUUAGCAACUGCAAGCUGAGCCAACAUCAUGGUAACCACAGUCUACAUGGUCACCCUGAUCCUGACUGUAACUGGACCACAGUGGUUGUAACAUUCUCCUUCCUGAGGGACGGCUGGCCAGUGGCCGGGGACUCUGUCAGUGGGAUGUACAGCGUAGCGAGGGCUUCUAGGUGUCACAUGGGGACCUACAGCUGUGUGGCCAGAGCAGGCAGGGCCAGGAGGAGCAGUCAGGAGAUCAGCAUCACACUAGACAACCUGUCUCUGAUACUGCUCACCUGCUUUGGCACCUUCCUGAUUCUCUCCAUGGCUCCUUUGGCAUUUUUUGUGAGACUAUACGUGAUGAGAUUAUGGCAGCUCAGAGGCAGAGGACAAGGAGAAUUGCAGUGCAAUGAGUGCAGUACAAUACAGGGACCAACAUGGAGGACAGGUGAGACGUGCUGUGAGAACUCAUGUAGUUCACAUGGCUGUAUUAGUGCACAGGUGUAGGAUCUUAAUUUGAUCACCCUGUUGCAUGUUUUUUACUCAAAAGAUUAAAACAGAUGUUUUAUUGUAAUCUUGCAGAUGUUUCUGGACCCAGCUGACUUGAGAAACUUUCUAUCAUUUAUUACAAAAUUGGAGUGUAGAAUAAUAAACAUAUAAUUAUUUGGAGAAUUUUGA